AUUCGUUCCAAAGUAAAAAAUUUACUGGUUGAAAUGAAUACUCCGGAUAACAGAGAGGAAACUAACGUUUGCGUUCAAAAACAUAAGGGUGCACUUGAAUUUUUAUAUGGCAAUGAAGUUCAUGACAUCAAUGAUGCUUCGACACAAUAUCAUUCUUACUUAGUAGAACCACAACUGAGGUACGAUUUUGAUCCAUUUGAAUGGUGGAAGUCACAUGAAAAAAAAUAUCCUUUAAUAGCCGAGUUAGUAAAGAAAUAUUUGUCGAUACCAGCAACAUCUGUAAGUUCGGAACGAUGUUUUUCAACUGCCGGGAAUGUCGUUACGUCCAAAAGGAACUGUUUAGCACCAGAAAAUGUUAAUAUGUUAGUAUUUUUGUAUCAAAAUCGU
This is a messenger RNA of Acyrthosiphon pisum (pea aphid), 387 nucleotides long. RefSeq names its product zinc finger BED domain-containing protein 1-like. Gene Ontology annotation, molecular function: protein dimerization activity. The record is from RefSeq and is a predicted model, not a curated record. The annotation marks the transcript as partial. The transcript has a single exon. NCBI's taxonomy places the organism in Eukaryota, Metazoa, Arthropoda, Insecta, Hemiptera, Aphididae.